UUUUAUGUGUGGCCCCAGACAAUUUUUCUUUUUCCAAUGUGGCCCAGACAAGCCAAAAGGUUGGACACCCCUGGUUUAAGAGAAGCUGUCAGGCUGCUGCUCCAGGCUGCUGAUUGCUAUGGAAACAGAGGCCCAUGACAGCAGGUAACGCGGUACUAACCAAUCCUUUGGCUAAAUGUGGAGGCCCGCCCCUAUUCCCCAUGGGAGAGGCACGGGGUAAAUAAUGACACGUGGGGUUAUUGCGGCGCCACACGGCAGGUUCCCCGAGCAUGAGUCGCCAGUAAUGCCCCGCCCCGUGGGGUGUCAGUGCAGAAUUGCCCCGCUGCUCUACAAGUGUGACCCUCGCGCCCACUAGCCUCCGCCCCUUCUGCCUGUGACGUGCAACGCGGAUUGAUUGGAUGAGGGGUAGACACGGAGGAGCGGGGCAGCAGGCCACAGAGCGGCGGUGACAUAUGGGGGCCCGGCCCUCCCCUCUGUGCUAGUGGCUCUUGUCUCCGUACCAUGCUUAGCGCUGCCGUCUGUGCCCUGAGGGGGGCGGGAGGUGCGCUCGGCGGGGAGGAAAGCGGCGUCCCCUGAGAGAGGCGAGGGCGGCGCUGUUAUCGCUUAGGUGAGAGACCGACGGGCUGUGACUUCAUUUGUUGUCAUGUGUCUCCCGCGCCCUGUCCGCUUAUCAUCAUCAUCAGCAACAACAUGAGAGCGGGGGGCGAGACACAGCUGAGAGCUGACACAAAUGGAACCCACUCACUCAGACAGUCAUGGACCCCGCUGGGACCCUGUGGCAGUUCCUCCUGCAGUUGCUGGAAGAGCAGACCCACCAGCACCUCAUCUCCUGGACGUCCAACGACGGCGAGUUCAAGCUCCUGGACGCAGAAGAAGUGGCGCGACUGUGGGGUCUCCGCAAGAACAAGACCAACAUGAACUACGACAAGCUCAGCCGAGCCCUCAGAUAUUAUUAUGACAAGAACAUUAUCAAGAAGGUGAGUGGGCAGAAGUUUGUAUACAAGUUUGUUUGUUACCCGGAUCCCGGCAGCAGCGAGGUCCCUAAAGAUGAUGGAAAAUACAAGGAGAAUGUUAGCGAGGCCAACCAGUCCCCCAAAUCAGCAGACAGCUCCUCCUUUGUCCCCAAGAUGGUACGAAGUAGCUCUAAGACAAGUCGCAAUGAGUACAUGCGCUCCGGCCUCUACUCCACCUUCACCAUCCAGUCGCUGCAAGUGCCACCUGCAGGCCAGCCCAAGAGUAGAAACCUGGAAGCCCCUCCUUUUACUGAAGAACCCCCCCGACUGCAGGUGAAAGGGCAUAGUACAGAUGUAUCGGAGUAUGAAGCUGUGGAGCAGAACAGCGAAGCUCUGUCUGUAGAAGUGAAUAUUCACAGCUCUAAGGAGCUCCAGUUACAAGUGACGGUGGACCCCCCCACACCUGAUAUUAAGGUGGAGGUGGCAGUAGAGGACCCUAUUGCUGGAGGCGAGAGCCUCUCAGAAUCUUCCUUGUUCCCCACGGUUCUGUCAGAGCUGAAGGUUCCAAGUCAAGAGCCACUGGUGACCCAGGAGAUUUUGGUUGUGAUCGACUCACCAGAGGAUGUUAAGAUGAAUAGUGAGCUGACUGGACGAGAGAAGGAGGACUCACCCUCCCCGCCGUCUUCUGUUGAGGGGCAGUUGGUGAAAGGGAAGAAGCCAAAAGACUUGGAGCUGCCAUACUCUGCUGUGAUUGGCCAGGAAAAGAUGAACACUGCAAUGAACUCCCUUCUGCCCCCAGGGAGCGCUUCUUCUUCUGUCAUCACCUCCCAUUCCCUGACUCCCCUUCUGCUCACCCCAGGGUCUCUCCCACCUUCAAUACAUUUCUGGAGUACCCUCAGCCCUAUAGCCCCCCGCAGUCCAGCCAAGCUCUCCUUCCAGUUCCCAACCAAUGGCAACAACCAAAUUCAUGUCCCAACGCUGAGUGUUGAUGGACUCUCGACUCCCGUCGUCCUCUCUCCUGGACUUCAAAAGCCAUAAUGAAUCCUUGCAGCUGACACCCCUCACUUUUUCCCUCUCAUUAAGGGAUAUUUGGCUGAAGAUGCCAUUUCUGCCAUAGGAAGUUUUCUGGGAUACAGAACCUUCUAUAAACCUUUAUUUGUUCAAGGAGAGUUUGAGUCUUGGGCUGCAGUAGCUGUUUGGACUCCUGCGCCAUGUGCCAGCAUCUAUUAUAGUCCUUAACCGUGGUUUUUGUGAAUACAGAACACACGCCUCGAGCAGGUAGAGAAGCCACUCCUCCAGCAGAUAGAAAAGCCACACCUUCAGCAAGAGUAACACAUUGAUACUCAGGACAAGAGUAACACACUGAUACUCAGGAUUGAGUUUUUCUGUAAUGGCAGCUUUAAGUGUUGAAGGCCAAUUGAUGAUGGGUCUGACAAAUGAUUAUAGAAGGGGCAUGAGAAAGAUACGGGAUUGGGGUCCUUUUAUUCACACUAUCCAAGAGGUGCGUCAUUUUAUCAGGAAAUCUGCCAAUGGCUGCUCUUGUACCAAGAAGGCACAGGACAUACUUGAGUAGGGGGGUGUUAUUCAAUGGCGCACAUGGACUGAGGCUCAGGCUUGGUGGAAGAAUGAAUUCCACUGCCCUUUCUAUUUUUUUAUCCCGUUGACCAGGUACUGGCAGCUAAAAAUAUUUUUCUACGUUGCUGAAGAUAUAAUGAAUUGGGUUAUAGUCUAUUGACUACUGAGUCAUGCACAAGGGGUGCACCGUGGAAGUGUGUCAACACGUAGAAUCUUUUACAAUCAAAAUGAUGCAAAAAGAGCAUUCUGAGGAACAGGAACGUCACGGGGCCCCGUAGCCAGGGUCAUGCUGGGCAGAUGGAUUCUUGCACACCGGAUACAUUGGCUCCUGAACAAAGAUGGCGGUCCCCCCCCCAUACAAUAUUGCUGCUGCUCAAACACAAAAAGAUGGCGUUGACAAUUUGGUGGCCCGUUUGUCUAGUUACUGCCCGCUCUAUCAGAAUUCCCAGCUCAGGGGCCCAUCAGUGAUGGCACUUCUUAGCUGCUCUGUGAUUCUAAAAAAGAAGGUCUAUUUUUUGGGAUAUUUAGCUAUUUUUCUGAAGUUUCUCUAUUUUAUGUCAGAGGUUCUAUUUGUCCGGUCCGUAUCUGUCACUAGGAGACCCAGAUCUCUCCAUAAUGACUGUACGAAUAUGCAGAUUUCUUGUCUACCAGGAGAGUAGCACAGGAUUUGGCCCCAGGUGGAAAAUGGGGGCCAAUGUGGUUCUGUUUAUUUAUGGGCUCUCGGUUUUUGUCUGGGCCAGGGCCUUGGGUUCUUGCUCCUCGCUGCCUUGGGGGUUCAUUUACUCACUGACAAAUCACUGCAAUUUACACAAAAUGUAUAUUUUUCUAUAACCCACAGAACUAAUUGUAUUUGUACAUAACCCUAAUGGGGCCCACUUGCUUUGUCUUGGUACAAUGGGGAGCCGGUUCUGCCUCAACGUUCCUUUUUCCCUCCCCAAACUUGUAUGUAAUGAGUCUGUAUCCCCCAGUUUAGAUGCCCCAUGAAACAGUCCACAUGUCACAUUCCCUUUGAUUGCUUGUUUCCAAAGAGCUCCUCAGGAAUGUUCCACUGAUGCCCUACAGAAAGGGGGAGACACCUCCGGAACACAAGGUAUUGCCAGGGUAUUUAUUGUUCACAGGAACGUGUGGUUUCUUGGGGCUUACUCUCUGUUGCCGAAAGCCUUUCUUCUUUAUUCAGUAAGGCCGUCUUGUCCUUGAAAGGGCAUUGGGGGGAAAUAAGGGAUUUUCCUGGGGUUUUUGGAGUCGCCAGUUGCCCUGCCUGGCAUUUCACUGGCUUGCACUAAUUAUGAGUCAAUAAUAUACGUUGUAUCUGCGAUGUCAUUAGAAGCUGCCUGCCAUUUUUCUAUAGCGCAGUCUUGUGCUUUUCUUCCUGUUUCUGGGUUCAGCUCCUCCCACGUUAGGGAGGGAUUUGGUCAGGGAGAGGAAUAUAGGAAUGAGCUCCACCUUGUGGAGGAAAGAAGCCAUUGCAUAGUCAGGCUUCCACUAGGAAGAGCCCAAAUUGGCGUGCAGGGUGUGACAGGGCAGAUAUUUCAGUGUGAAUGAGAGCAAAUCCUAUUGGUUGCUCUAAAUUCUAAAGGCCAUGGCAACCUCUAGCGUUGUCACUAAAUCAACGUGCUACUGCAGAAAGGGGGAGCGUUGGCGUUACCUCUACAAUUUCUGCAUAGGUUGCCCCUUCUAUUUAAGGGGGUCCUGUUGAAUGCCUAUGGUUCCCACUUUUGGCUGAUUAUUGAGGACUCUUGUAGGAAUAUCGUGGUGAUUUCAGUGGCAUUGAAAUGAAUAAAUCCCUUCCAGAAAUGGGCCAUUGUUAAUGUGCUGCAAUAAAAGGAUGACCUUGCUUGUGUUCAGGGAGAAUUGGGUGGGGGGUUAUUUGGAUUUUUUUAGCCUUAAUGUUUAUUGCAAGUGCUUUUGUUCUGUGCCAGGAGUGAUUGUGGCAGCACUUUCUGUCUCGGCCCCUGCCAGCUGUUGUGCACUGUUCCUAGGCUUAGGGGGCACCAGAAACUUCUAGCAGUAUCUUUGGCACAAGGGCCCCCCA
This is a messenger RNA of Xenopus laevis (African clawed frog), 4560 nucleotides long. It is a transcript of the gene elk1.S, whose product is annotated as ELK1, member of ETS oncogene family S homeolog. The coding region runs from base 756 to 1991 and encodes 411 amino acids. Gene Ontology annotation, molecular function: DNA-binding transcription factor activity, RNA polymerase II-specific; DNA-binding transcription factor activity; DNA binding. Gene Ontology annotation, biological process: cell differentiation; DNA-templated transcription; regulation of DNA-templated transcription. The transcript has 6 exons. Lineage: Eukaryota; Metazoa; Chordata; Amphibia; Anura; Pipidae. Gene Ontology annotation, cellular component: nucleus. The record is from RefSeq and is a predicted model, not a curated record.